AUGCAAACAUUUGGUUCAUCUCACAAAGCUGGCCGUUCUGGCGAGGCAAGAGGGCUCGGCCCGAAGCCCUCCGACGUUGCGGCAGCAGGCGCUGGCAUCUUUGCACUGCCAGAAGUGGCGAAGGCUGACAGUGAGGUGCUUUCUGCGUUCUUAGGCACAAGUGAUGGUUCUGCGGGAGAAGGUAGCUACAUCAAGUGGGGCUUUGAGCAGCAAGCCUUCGCUGUCGUGUUUUUUGUACUUUUUCCGUUUGGCACCCUCUAUCUCAUCUUUUCUGGCCGCUUGGGCUGGUGGAAUUACGACGAGAGUGGAAAGGAGUACACUGCUGAGGAAUACCGGAAGAUGAACAACGUGGAGAAGCCGACCUGGGGGCGAUUCCCGUGGGAGCUGGAAAGCGAUCUUUACAAAAAGUAG
Molecule: messenger RNA, 411 nt
Organism: Symbiodinium necroappetens
Lineage: Eukaryota; Dinophyceae; Suessiales; Symbiodiniaceae
Source: the annotation of a GenBank genome assembly